Phanerochaete carnosa HHB-10118-sp is the source of this 1791-nucleotide messenger RNA. RefSeq lists its product as uncharacterized. Lineage: Eukaryota; Fungi; Basidiomycota; Agaricomycetes; Polyporales; Phanerochaetaceae. The record is from RefSeq and is a predicted model, not a curated record. The transcript is spliced from 11 exons. Bases 1 to 1791 code for a protein of 596 amino acids.
AUGACCUCGCUGAAACCGUUCUCCGGUCCUUUAAGAAAGCUUGUUCUCGCUUUCGAUGUCGGGACCACUUACAGCGGGAUUGGAUAUGCAAUUCUGGACCCUGGUGAGGCCCCUAAGAUCCAAUGCGUCACGCGCUUCCCCGGUCAAGAGAACGGGGAUUUCAAGAUCCCGUCCGUCCUGUGGUAUACCCAGGAGGGUAAAGUCCGUGCAGCGGGAGUUGAGGCUCGUGACCCAGGGAUGACCUUGAUUGCGGAGGACGAGGACCUUAUUUUUGUGGACUGGUUUAAGCUCCACCUACGCCCAGGCGCUAUGCAGUCAGAGGGUCUCCAUGCAGCCGACAUCAAGCCUCUUCCCCUUGGAAAGACGGUCAUCGAAGUCUUCGGUGAUUUUCUCGCCUACCUGUUUAAUUGCGCGAAACGCCAUCCUAACGGAUGGGAAGGCUCCCAACAAGGUAAAAUGCAGCAAGCCGCUGUCUACGCAGGGCUCAUCCCCGACACUUCGGCCGGGCAUGCCCGCUUGCACUUCGUGACGGAAGGCGAGGCCAGCUUGCUCUAUUGCAUGGAUAAUGGCCUCGCUUCAGAUGCCAUUCGGGCUGACUCCACAGUUAUGAUUAUUGAUGCCGGAGGUGGCACCGUUGACUUGAGCACGUACAAAUUUGCUACUAUCAAUCCGGUGUCAGCCGAAGAGAUUGCACCCCCUGACUGUACGCUAGGCAUCAUUUCAACCGCUAUUCAGACUGAUGCCCCGCGUUUAGGUAUCUUACACGGCUCGACGCGCGUGAAUAUGCUUGCUAGCGAAUUCCUCAAAGCCCGCCAUCUCACCUUACACCUAGCGAAACUCUGCAACUCGAAGUACGGGAACGAGGAAGACCUCAAAACUAUGCUGGAAAGCUUCGAGAGGUCCACAAAGCCGACGUUUAAGGAUCCUUCGGAUCGAUCUUUCAUCAAAUUUGGCUCGAUGAGAGAUCGCGACCCAGACGUCGGGAUCCGCGGCGGACAACUUACCUUAGAGGGAGCUGAGAUAGCCAACUUCUUUGAGCCUUCCAUCACAGCUAUUGCCAAUGCAGUUCGUGUACAACGUUCGGCUGCUACAGAGGUGGUGAAGACCGGCUUCCUUGUCGGCGGCUUUGCUGCCAGUCCCUGGCUGUAUGCGCGGCUCAAGGCUGUUUCACGCGAUCUCGGCAUGGAUCUGUCUCGCCCCGAUAGUCAUGCCAACAAAGCUGUCGCAGAAGGCGCCGUGUCCUUCUUCCUAACCCACUCCAUCGCUGCGCGUAUGUCACGGUUGACGUACGGUACCAAGUGCGUGACACGCUACGACCCGAACGACAUCGAGCACAUUCGGCGCCAUCACCGCAUAUUUACGCGUCCGUCCGGGAACCAGAUCGUCCCUGACGUGUUCCGCGCGCUGCUAACAAAGGGCACGAGGCUAACCGAGGACGCUGAGUUCCGCUGCUCGCUCUUCCGCGAAGCUACCGAAUCAUUCCACCUCGACAAUAUUUCGGCAAUCAUCACCGUGUAUCGCGGGAAGGACAAGUGCCCGCGCUGGGUGGACACUGAGCCCGGUGCGUCUGUUGCACAACGUGCCCUACCGUGCCACAUCUCAUCUCCCGCAACAGAGUUCUUCUCGCAGAUUUGCACCGUGUAUGCGGACACGUCGCGCGUCCUGAAGAAGAAGCGCAAUGGCCCGAAAGGUGCGUACUACACCCAGGACUACGACGUCGUCAUCCUCUGCGGCGCAACGGAGCUGCAGGCUCAGAUUCGCUGGUUCGAAAACGGUAUGGAAAGGCGGUGA